Messenger RNA from Zingiber officinale, 977 nucleotides. Its product is annotated as protein LURP-one-related 5-like. Bases 214 to 888 code for a protein of 224 amino acids. The transcript has 2 exons. The record is from RefSeq and is a predicted model, not a curated record. Lineage: Eukaryota; Viridiplantae; Streptophyta; Magnoliopsida; Zingiberales; Zingiberaceae.
GAACCGGUUUUAAAAAAAAAACCCGGUUGAAGUGGAUUCUACAUCACUACACUCGAAGACUAGCGACUCAUUUCACAGCCUCAUAUCCCUCUGCUGCUGCGGCGGCGGCAGCAUCGUCCUCUCUGCUUUCGAUUGUGGUCUUGAUCGGUGGCACAAGCUCCACCUUGCUCUUCCUGCGAUCAUCCGAUCGACGCACCUCGCUGCCCGCCGGCCAUGGAGAGUGAUUUGAAAGCGUCUGAGGUGGCUGUCGUCGGAGAGAAAUUUUGCAGCCAGGCGGAGCGGGAGCUGACGGUCCGAAAGACCUCCAUCUUCUUCUACGGAGAUGGAUUCGCCGCCUACGACCACGCCACUGGAGAUCUGGUCUUCCGCGUCGACACCUACGCCCGCAGCGGCUCUCCUGCUUUCGCCGAUCGCCAGAUCCUCCUCAUGGAUCCCUCCGGCGAUCCCAUCCUCACCCUCCGCCGCAAGUGGCCGAGCUUGCAUCAGCGGUGGGAGGCGUUCCUGGGGGAGAGGCAAGAGGGGCAGCGGCCCCUUUUCACUGUGCGGAGGUCCUCCAUCUUCGGCAGCGAUCGUAGCGGAUUCGUGGUGGAGGCGGACUCCAACGGGUACCGAAUCGAGGGGUGCUUCGCGAAGCGGUGUUGCCGAGUGAUCUACGAGGGCUGCAGCGGUGGCGGAGGAGGAGCGGCGGUGGUGGCUGAGAUUAAGCGUAAAGUGGAUACUUUGUCGCACGUGAUGUUUGGGAGAGACGUGUUCUCGCUCUGCCUUCAUCCGCACUGCGAUUCUGCCUUCGCGAUGGGUCUCGUCGUCGUCCUCGACCAGAUCACCGGCGAGGAGUCCGAAGAAGAAGAGGAGCAGGUCGAUUCUCCGAUAGCAGAGGCCGCUUGUUAAUGUUAAUAGAUAAUUAUGGUAAAUUACAGGGACUUAGUUGAUAACUCAGACAAUGUUUAAUUAUAUUUGAAUUUGAAUGUUUUUCUAAA